UAAAAAUUUUUAGUUUUAUUAGCACAGUGACAAUGGAACGUUGGCAAAAUAAAGUUGCAGUUGUAACAGGAGCAAGCAGUGGCAUCGGUGAGGCUAUUGCCAAGGACUUUGCUGCUGCAGGACUUCGUGUUGUAGCUUUAGGUCGACGAUUAGAACGUUUAGAUGAAAAUCGUUUGCAACUAACAGAAGAACAACAGAAACGCUAUUUCACUCACAAGUGUGAUGUUACCAAUGAAGAUGAAGUUAAGGCCACAUUCGAGUGGAUUGAAAAAACUCAUGGUGGCACAGAUAUUCUUGUAAAUAAUGCCGGAGUUGGUGGGCGUAGUGGUGGACAUUUGCUGACAAUGGAUAGUGCUUUUAUGGACAAACUCCUUCAUACAAAUGUCAAAGGUUUAGUCUAUUGUACCCAGGCGGCUUAUAAGAGUAUGCAGGAAAGGAAAUUUGAUGGACAUAUUGUGCAUAUCAAUAGCAUUGCUGGACAUGGUCUACCUACUAUGCCAACAGGUUUCAGUUUGAACAUAUAUCCCCCAUCAAAAUAUUGCGUUACUGCAAUAAAUGAGACAAUUCGUUGUGAAUUAAGGAAUUUAGGAACCAAAAUUAAAACAACUAGUGUAAGUCCCGGACUUGUACGGACAGAGAUUGCUCCAAAAGAACUUUAUGAAAAAGUUGGUAUUUAUCUUAAUCCAGAAGAUGUAUCACAGGCUGUUAUGUAUGCAGUAUCUACUCCACCUCAUGUGCAAAUUCAUGAAAUUACAGUCCAGCCAGUUGGAGAGAAUUUUUGAGAUUUUGUUUGCUAUUUUCUUGUAAGCUAUAUAAAAGUUAAAUAUAAUUGAGAAACAUUUUGCAAA
This is a messenger RNA of Episyrphus balteatus (marmalade hoverfly), 848 nucleotides long. Its product is annotated as farnesol dehydrogenase-like. The transcript is spliced from 2 exons. The record is from RefSeq and is a predicted model, not a curated record. Bases 33 to 782 code for a protein of 249 amino acids. Lineage: Eukaryota; Metazoa; Arthropoda; Insecta; Diptera; Syrphidae.